AUUUGUGCGCAGCUCUGUUCAACUGUCAUGGCGGAUGGGUGUUUCAAGAAGUAAACAUCAAAUUUUGAGAAACAUGGCGUGGAGAUCGCACGGGGAAAGCAAUAGUGACCUCCUCGAUCAGCUGAAAAUCCAUGAAGUGUUGAAAAGCAAAAGAGUCGAAGAGGCUCUCCGACGAGUUGAUAGAAAACAUUACUGUCGAAAUCGAGCAUUUGAGGAUUCUCCACAACCGAUAGGUUAUCAAGCAACAAUCAGUGCACCACACAUGCAUGUGUAUGCGCUACAGCAACUUGAGGGUCAUCUUACAGAGGGUGCUUGUGCUUUAGAUGUUGGUUCGGGGAGUGGCUAUCUCACAGCUGCCAUGGCUUAUAUGGUUGGAGAAACUGGAAAGGUUUAUGGAAUUGAUCAUAUCGAUCAGCUUGUGAAAGACUCUUUGGCUAAUAUCAAAAGAGGGAACCCGGAACUUCUUGAAAAGGGCAGAGUCAAAAUUGUCUCUGGCGAUGGGCGCAAAGGUUAUGAACCUGGGCAACCCUAUGAUGCAAUCCAUGUAGGGGCAGCUGCAGCAGAUUUACCUUCAGCUCUUCUAGAACAACUUAAACCAGGCGGCCGUCUUAUUUGUCCUGUGGGAGCAGAAGGUCGGAAUCAGGUUCUCGAGCAGCAUGAUAAACUUGAGAAUGGCCAGAUUAUGAAGAAGAAUCUGAUGGGUGUCAUCUAUGUCCCACUCUGUGAUAAAAAGCACCAGUGGCCAGGUUAGUUCUAAAUUAAGGAAAUAAUAUACAACUGGAUUUCAAAGCAUGCCAACAGCAUACUUCAGGCUUUUUUGGCAGUUUUAUCUCUAACUUAUUACUGUUCAAGCAUUUUAUCAGCGACAUGAGAUCUCAAAUGGGAGCUGGUCAAAGUGAAAAGUGCAGGUAGCCUGGUUCAAGUGUCAAAAACUCAGCAUACUUUAGUAAGGAAGGUGGAAAGGAAGAAUGAACAAUUUCUUCAGAUGGUUUAAGCAUAGGAUGUCUCUUUUAAAUAGAAAUGAUACUACAAAGUGGAUUUUUGUCACUAGAUAUUUGUAUUUGUCUAGUUGAACAGAGACAGGUAGAAAAUGUCAUUAAAAUUUCAACAACAGA
This is a messenger RNA of Stylophora pistillata, 1115 nucleotides long. Its product is annotated as protein-L-isoaspartate(D-aspartate) O-methyltransferase. Gene Ontology annotation, molecular function: protein-L-isoaspartate (D-aspartate) O-methyltransferase activity. Gene Ontology annotation, cellular component: cytoplasm. Gene Ontology annotation, biological process: protein modification process. NCBI's taxonomy places the organism in Eukaryota, Metazoa, Cnidaria, Anthozoa, Scleractinia, Pocilloporidae. The record is from RefSeq and is a predicted model, not a curated record.